CGAUCAGCCAUUCAAACUGGCUCAAUCAUUCAUCCCAAUUGAUUCCGGCGCGCUACAUAUGUACGUGCGUAUGUGACACACGUGCGUACAUACAUAUGUACCUCGCGGUGUAAAGUGGCUCUUUAUUAAAUUCACGUGUGUCUCGCCUAUCGGUUUCCCACUGCCGCGUAAAGAGUCGUCCUCAGACGACUCGGUGCGACCGGGCAGGGCAGGGCAAGGAAGAGAGAACCUCAGGUAAUGGCGUGUCGCGUGGUGAGCAUCCUUCCGGCGAGCGUCCUUCCGGUCGAAAGUAAAAGCAGCAAUAACCAGCGACUGAUCGCCGCUCACGGCAGCAGCUGAGAGGAACGUCACUACAUUGCAUAAGGCCAACGGACGACCGACCCGGCGAAAAUGUUCGCAUGCGGUAGGGCCAUUGGCCGAUUGCCCACCAGACUCACGCAUGCAAAUCGGCUCUAUCAAUCUGUAAAAUACGUCGGUGUUGUAAAUAUUAGUAAUUUACGCUAUAGUAGCGAUGCAAGCAAUAAAAAAUCUGAAAAGCCAAGAGGCACCACUAUCAAGCCAGAAGAAUGUGUGCCUGAAUCUAGAUAUUCCAAGCCACAGAAAGAUGUUCCUGCCUGUGAAGCAGGAUCUUGCCCAAGAAUAGAAGAAUGCAAGUUGAAUGGAGAGCAAAAACAGUCAAGCAAGAAAGGUUCAGACUUUGGCAAAAAUGAAAAAUAUCCAAUUCGCUAUUGGCAUCUACUUGCUGCCUUGCUUGUAACAGGAGUUGCAGCAUACAAGAUAUUUUCAUCACCUUGGUGGAAAAGUGAAGAAGUAAGUCAACGAAAAGGUAAAAAUAAACAAAAGAAAGAAGGAAGAAGGAGAUUUAGAGAGAAAAUAAAAGUUCCAGCAGAAUCCAAAUUGAUACCUCAGGAAGUAUCUUAUCUAUUGAUAGGUGGAGGAACAGCUGCAUUUUCAGCAUUUAGAUCAAUUAAAUCUAGAGAUCCCAAAGCUAAGGUUCUAGUUAUAGCAGAAGAAGAUGAAUUUCCAUACAUGAGGCCACCAUUAUCCAAAGAACUUUGGUUCAACACAGAUAAAGAAACAACUGCACAAUUACGUUUUAAUCAAUGGAAUGGAACUCAAAGAAGUAUAUUUUACGAACCACGGGAGUUCUAUUCAAGUGUUGCUCAUCUCGAAUCUGAUAAGGGUGGAGUUGCUGUAGCCAUGGGUUGGAAAGUAACGAAAAUCGAUGCUAUAAAUAAAACUGUGAUUCUUGAAGAUGGUCACGAAAUAAAAUACAGCAAGUGUCUUAUUGCAACCGGUGCAUCGCCGAAGAAUCUGCCAAUAUUCGAAUCUAUUGAAGACGAAAUAAAAGACAAGAUUACAACGUUUAGAACAAAGAAUGAUUUUCUCGAUUUGGAAGAAAGUGUUUCUAAUCCUAACUGCAAAAAUAUUGUGAUCAUUGGUGGCGGAUUUCUCGGUUCGGAACUCGCCUGCGCGCUCGCUAGAAGUUAUAAAUCUAAAAAUGUUUUCCAAAUUUAUAAAGAGAAGUUCAUAAUGGCACAAAUAUUACCAGAAUAUUUGAGUGAAUGGACCACUAAAAAGGCCGAAGCAGAAGAUGUUCAUUCUAUACCUAGCACAAAAGUUGAAGAUUAUAGAUAUAAGAACGGUCGAUUGUCCCUCGUUCUCACUGAUGGUCAGACUAUUGAUGCUGAUCAAGUGAUAGUAGCGAUAGGUGUUGAACCAAAUACGGAUUUGGCAACAACCUCGCAUUUAGAAACAGAGCCUAAGAUAGGAGGAUUCCUUGUUAAUGCUGAAUUAGAAGCGAGAAGCAAUCUUUGGGUUGCUGGUGACGCAGCAUGUUUCUAUGAUAUCAAACUUGGUAGAAGAAGAGUUGAGCAUCAUGAUCAUGCGGUCACUUCUGGAAGAUUAGCUGGCGAAAAUAUGACUGGUGCAGGUAAACCUUAUCUGCAUCAAUCAAUGUUUUGGUCAGACUUGGGGCCAGAUGUAGGAUAUGAAGCAAUAGGUAUCGUAGACUCAUCUUUGCCAACUGUAGGAGUCUUUGCAAAAGCAGCAGAAGCAAACGCGAUUAACGAUUCUAGUGAAGAAGAAAAGACAAAUUCUAAGGAAUCACAAUCUAAUGUACAAUUAAAGUCAUCAAUGACACAAAUCGUGAAAAAUCCAGAAAAUAAAGAAAAAGAUAUAUCUGGAGAUAAUGUAAACUCAGUCCAGAAACCUACAAAGCACGAAAAUUUCGAGAAAGGUGUUGUUUUCUAUCUACGAGAUGAUGUUGUAGUAGGAAUAGUGCUAUGGAAUAUCUUUAACCGAAUGUCGAUUGCGAGACGAGUUCUUGCAGGGGACACAAAGUAUGAGGAUUUAAAUGAAGUAGCAAAAUUAUUUACGAUUCACGAAGAUUGAUUGUUUGAUUAACAAGAAUGAAUGACAAUAUAGUAAGAGAUUUUAUUGCAUGUAAAAAAAUAUUCGAAUUCCAGUAUGAGAUAUUAUCAUCACAAAACUCACGAUCGACAAUUUGCUGAAUUUUGCAGGUAUGCGAAUUAUGAGUGCCAGUGUUACUUUAUAUUGUAUAUGUGGAGAUUUCUAAAUAUAGUAAAUAUAUACACAAAACGUUCCCAUACACGUACAAAGUAUGUGUUUCAUUAACUAAUGCUAACUAAAAGUAUUUAUACACAUGGAGAAAUAAAAAAGAUAAUUUUAUUAAUUAUAUA
Molecule: messenger RNA, 2702 nt
Organism: Formica exsecta
Lineage: Eukaryota; Metazoa; Arthropoda; Insecta; Hymenoptera; Formicidae
Gene: AIF
Product: apoptosis-inducing factor 1, mitochondrial
Exons: 12
Coding region: 391-2394 (667 amino acids)
Biological process (GO): apoptotic process; mitochondrial respiratory chain complex assembly
Cellular component (GO): cytoplasm; mitochondrion
Molecular function (GO): protein dimerization activity; FAD binding; NAD(P)H oxidase H2O2-forming activity
Source: RefSeq, a predicted model, not a curated record